AUGCGUCAGUGUCCAGAUGUGGACGUCUAUAUGCCCGGGAGAUUCCGAAACCACGGCUACUGCGAAGACUCGGCUGCCUACAUGAAGUUUUUAGAGUCGCGGAUCCUUCCGGCGUGGGCAAUCACAAUGAAGUACGUGGACAACACAACGAAUGAGACGUUCUCGUACCACGACUUGUGUCCGAAGACGCCCGUGAUCUUUUUUAGUCACUACUGGGAUGACUCGCCGGGGUCGCUGAAUUGGCCUAAGAGUAAACCGGUGUAUCUCAUGCCGAACAUUGAAAUGUAUGAGAUGAGGGCUGAACACUAUUGGGCUGUGGACGUCGUGCUUUGCAAGACGGCCAUCUGUGCUCGUUUUGUACAAAUGUGGUAUCAGCAGGAGGGCAAUCCGCGUCAUACGAAAGUGCUGUACACGAGGCACACGACGUCAGAUAUUGCAACGUUGGCGAGCGCGCGGCUUGGCGAGGAUGCAAUCAAGCCAAAGAACUGGUCGGAUGUGCAUUUUAUCCAUAGUGUCGGCCGUAGCCCCUAUAAGGGAACCGAAGCUGUGUUAGAGUGCUGGCUCAGUCGCCCAGACUUUCCUCCCUUGGAUGUGUACGUUUACGAGAAAUUCUACAACUUCGUGUGGAAGGCUCGAUAUCAAAAUCGAACUCGAGACUCGCAAGUGCUUACCAUUCAUCCAGGUCACGUUUCUGCUAAUGAGUUCGGCAAAUUGAUUGCAGAAUCGGCCUUUUUCAUGUGCCCGAGCAAAAUGGAGGGUUACGGCCACUACAUAAACCAGGCGCGUGCUAGUGGCGGUCUCAUUGUGUCGACUAACUUGCCGCCCAUGAACGAGCUGUUGACUCCCGCGUCUGGUGUGCUCAUUACAGUGAAGCGCCAAGCGCCAAGCGCGUAA
Messenger RNA from Peronospora matthiolae, 894 nucleotides. The record is from the annotation of a GenBank genome assembly. Lineage: Eukaryota; Oomycota; Peronosporomycetes; Peronosporales; Peronosporaceae.